GUCAAAAGUGUAUCAUCCUCUGAGAAAAACAUCAGUCGAUGUGAAACGCGCGUAUAUGAACAUGUUAAAUCGAACGAUCCUGCUGGUGUUAGCCGCGAUUUCGCUGACCAGCCGAGCGAAGGAUUGCAAUCCGAACUAUUUGCAACGUUCCAUUUACUUCAACAGCGUCAAAGAAAAUUUCAAUUACUAUCCGUGGCACACGUACCAAGCUCCCGAAGGGAAAGUGAAGUAUUUCCAAGCCAGAGGUCCGCAACACAUACCCCAAAUAUGCAAAGAAGCCAUCGUUUACAACACCGUGCAAGAGGUAAUUCUAUACAAAAUCGAAUUGGAAUACAUCGAGCCGGGCUUCUUUCACAGCAGGUUCAUCGAGCAGGUUUAUAUACAGUACAACAAAUUAAAACGCAUACCGAUCGGCGUGUUCAACGGAACGCAAAUAAGGAGCUUAGUUUUGGCCGAUAACGAGAUUGAGUUCAUAGAGAACGGGGCUUUCUCCGACAUGCCCCAUUUGGAAGCCAUCGCGUUAGAUUACAACAAAAUCAAAGCGUUCAACCCCGACUGGUUCGAGGGGGCGAAGGUGCUUUACGAAGUAUCCUGCAUUCACAACGAAAUAACCGAAUUACCAUACGCUACGACCAGGUACAUGACGGAGUCGCUGGAUAAAUUGGGCUACGAAUAUUUCGGGUCGAUUUAUUUCGAUAACAAUAAAAUCAGACACGUGCACGAGGAGGCCUUUAGGAACUUAAAGAACUUCGGAACGAUCAGUUUGAGCAACAACGAGAUUUUGAACAUACCGGAGAAGCUGUUCAGGGGAUUCGAAUUCCUGUUGACGCUGUACAUGAACACCAAUUCGUUCGUUUGCUUCAACAACAGAACGAUCCAGAGUUUCACCGGCGUCAAAAAAUUAUUUUUGGGUAAUAAUAGCAUGAACAAAGAUUGCUUGGAGAGAUUGAAGACGUAUUUCGAUUGGAAGAACGAUUUGGUUUAUUAUUGAUGUACAGUUUCAGUUUUCCUAAAUAAACAACUUACAGUAAACAUUUCG
Phyllotreta striolata is the source of this 1039-nucleotide messenger RNA. Lineage: Eukaryota; Metazoa; Arthropoda; Insecta; Coleoptera; Chrysomelidae. The record is from the annotation of a GenBank genome assembly.